UCUAUGGGCUUUCGGCCAUGGUGCUGCCCACUAGGUCCGCGACGAUACUCCCGUCGACCUUCAUUUUCGAUAAAGGCCGCCUGCAAAAGCUGAGGUCUGACGCUAUGGACGCAGUCUGCCUAAACAUAUGCAUGGAGUACCAGAGGACACUUGGUUCAGGGGCCUCCCCACCGUGCAGCUCGGCCUGCACCUUUACGCCUCACUCGUUGAAUUCGGCGCCAGAGGCGGCUGGGGAGUCCAUCAAAUCGGCGGUGUACGCAUCCCUCGUUGCCCUGCUUCGGACUAUCCAACCGGCGGUAUCUCCGCAAGAAAAGUGGCAAAUACUUGUGCCAAAGGUAGCGGUGGAAAUUAGGCUUUUCAACAAAUUACCCGAAGAUAUGCUCCCGUAUAUCGAACAAAACCUUUGGUCACGGCUUCAAACCAACGUGUUUGUGGAGGCCGAAAAAUCUUUCCACCAGGACCUAUUCGGCGAGCUGGCAGACCGCGUCUGCAAGUUCAGGAAUCUCUCGGAACUAGACCUAUUUUCGACUGCGACCGGAAACCAGCUUUACAGCGUACAGGACGGGGCCUUCGAAACUAAGAGACUUUUUCUCGAUGGUGACGCGGCGGCGCCGGGUCAGGGCCCCUCUCACUUGCAUGGCGUCGAAAACAUGGCAACACGCCUGGCGCACCUGGGCCUGCUGCACUGGCGGGUCUGGGCAGAUAUCGCCUACGUCGAGGCCUAGCUUGUGUCCUCUGUCGAGGUAGUUAGACAGAGAGACGCCUCUCAUCUCUGCCAAAAAGCCAGCUGAUGGAAGGAUUGCGGGAGUCCUUGUAAGGAGACUGCCCUAGAUAGGAACAACGAUACACUUUUUGGUGCUCAGAAAGUCUGAUACCGAGGACCGCUAAAGCCACGGAUCAGAUGCCCGGCAUAUCGGUUGACAGGCCUUAUCAUUUCAGCCGCACGAAUUAGCACCCGCCCCAGGUUCAGCAAAUAAAUCUGCCCACACUUGCGUGCUCGCCCAUUUGAAUGAACUUGGCUAGUGACAAAAAAUAGAUUUUGGUAGCUGGCAUCACCCUGAGCACUGAAGCGGGGCUCAGCCAGCGACGGCACAUCCGGGCCCUUCCACCACCCCUCUAGGCGCCAAAAACGUCACUAGCCCCACCUGUCAGCCGCAAGGCACUGUUACGGCGCGGCGUGCCCUCCGUGCACUUGCAGCCUUGUCUCUCGUGCGCGUUGGGUGUAUGAGACCCCUAUCGCAAUCAGAACAGCGGUCCUGAUUGUCCUGGCUUUUUAGUAGAGAUGGGAGGGGUCUCUCUUUGUCUAAUCGCCUUGACAGGCACUCUGGAUCAGCCGCAAGACAUUCUCUCUGAAGGAUCUACAGGGCUCAUGUACUAUAAGGGCAGCCUGUGACACAGAAAUUCCAGAGAAGUAGAGAGAAUACAGAACAAUCUUUUU
Messenger RNA from Gaeumannomyces tritici R3-111a-1, 1438 nucleotides. RefSeq lists its product as hypothetical. The record is from RefSeq and is a predicted model, not a curated record. Bases 18 to 725 code for a protein of 235 amino acids. The transcript has a single exon. NCBI's taxonomy places the organism in Eukaryota, Fungi, Ascomycota, Sordariomycetes, Magnaporthales, Magnaporthaceae.